Molecule: messenger RNA, 1597 nt
Organism: Zingiber officinale
Lineage: Eukaryota; Viridiplantae; Streptophyta; Magnoliopsida; Zingiberales; Zingiberaceae
Product: DNA-directed RNA polymerase I subunit rpa49-like
Exons: 4
Coding region: 85-1323 (412 amino acids)
Biological process (GO): transcription elongation by RNA polymerase I; nucleolar large rRNA transcription by RNA polymerase I; RNA polymerase I preinitiation complex assembly
Cellular component (GO): RNA polymerase I complex
Molecular function (GO): DNA binding
Source: RefSeq, a predicted model, not a curated record
UCCACGAAAGCACUCCGUAAUCGUAAAACCCUAGGGAGCGAACGCUGGAAGAAAGAAACCAAGUCUCGACGCGAUCGACAGGCCAUGGCGGGAGCCACCUCCGUCGCCGGAAGUGGAAGCAAGAAGAGGAAGUGGAAGCGAGUGAAUGUUGCGAUGGAGGGUGUUUCAGAGACCGCCGACCACGUCGCUCCCAUCGUCGGCUACUUCCCGUCUGGCUUCGACCCCCAUGGCCACGCCAACGGCGAUCCCAACAUAAAGGUCUUCAGGAACAAGAGGAGGCCCAACCGCCUUGAGCUCGUUGUUAGCCCUAGUGAUUCUAGCGUUGAUUUUGUCGGUAGGAGCUACGCUGGAGAGGCUGCGGUUCCUCAGAUAUGUAAUUAUGCAGUAGGUGUGCUCGACAAGGAAUCGCAGACUCUUAAGAUUGUGCCUAUCGCUUCCAACAAGAUCUUAAGAUUGGAACCACGACUGAAGGGAAAUUCUUUACUUGAGACAGAAGUUUCAGAAGGUUUAGCAGAAGAGAGUGUUGGUACAAACAAAGUAGAAAGGAAAGUUAGAGAACUUACAUUAAUGUACGGGACAAAGAAGGACAGGGACUCGGAUAAAAGAUGGAAAUCUUUUUUUAGCCAACGGAAUGAUGCUUCAACUGAUGAACACAUCAACAGUAUUAAUCAUGAAACUGAUGAAGGGAAUGAUGUUCUUGAGGAUGCUGUGGAAUCCAUUCCUCGUAACAUUCCACCUCAUGAUCUUUCUGCAGAUACACCAGAUAAAGCUUAUCAUCUGGAUGAGAUUAUUCCCAUAAUUGAAAGAGAUGACCUCUUUGACAUUUUGGAGGCGUUAGAGUCUGGAACUGACAUUUCUUCUAAAAGUUAUCCAACUUUUGUCUACAACCGUAGGCAUAAGCUAAGGGAAAUUAAGGAUCAGAAAGAAAAGGGUGAGCUAGCUUGCAUACUUUCAUACAUCUCUCAUCUUUGCCAUUUUUGGGAUCGGCAAAAGCAUGAACAUUUUGAGCAUUUAAAGAUUCCACGAGCAUCAUAUCAGAACUUCACUAGGACAUUUUUAGAUCCAAACUCAAUCAAGUUGACGGCGGAGAAGAAAGAACUCAUGAUUGGGUACAUCUUAGUGCUCACACUUUUCGUGGAUUCUUUUCAAACCGAUCCCACUGAUAUCGCAAAAGACUUGAAGAUGACUACAAUGUCUCUGAAACCAUACUUUGUCCAAUUGGGAUGCAAAGGCAAGCAUGUCUUCAAUAAACCCACGAUUUGGAAUCUGACUGCUCCUCUUCGGUUACCAGAAAUCAUCAAAACAUCUAGGAGAAACAAGUAAACAUCUUAAGGCUAGUGCCUGUGCUUGCAUUGCCACUAUGCUUAAUGCUAUUUAGCUCCAAGAACAAAAAAUGACGAGUGGCAAGCAGUCUUCUUAAGAUAUCGCAGGUUUGCAACAUGCAGAUCUUGAUGCAUGUCUCGUAAACACAAUUGGAGUUUGCCCGGGAAGGAUUGCAAUUGUUUGUUAUUUUCUGCUGUUAAUUUAAAUCUGUGCUGAUUUGUUGUUUUAAUGUGGUUGGAAUAUUUAAGUAUUUUAGAAUGUGGUCAAUUUGCCA